AACUUGAAAUAAAAUUCCUAUAGUUUAAGGAAUAAUCUAACUAUAAUGGUAUUACUAAGAUUCACAAGGACAAAAACGUUUUGUAUAAAGUGUUAGAACCAUUUUCAGGGUUUGUUUUGAUGUGCGUGGUGUAGGUUACUUACUGAAGGAUGAAAGUCGACCGGUAUAUAAGCCGCCGCGCGAGCGGCGACAACCUUAUUUCGAGCCAGCCUACGAUGUCGGAGGUUGCCAACGGCUCGCCACUCGACGACAACUGUUUGGUCGAUAUGGACGCUUGCUAUGAGACCUUCGACAAGGAUGGAGACGGCAAGCUGAACCUCCAAGAGUUCCGCGUGAUCUGCAAAGCCCUCUUCCGUAACGACAAGGGCCUCAUCUACCCGCUCUCUGAAGAACGGGCGCGGCACAUCUUCCAGGUGUUUGACAAAAAUGGUGACGGGUUCAUAGACAAAGAGGAGUUCACUUUCUGCUGGAACCAUUGGAUCAAAGUGAUCGUGCGGCCGGUAAGCGCGUUCCUCGUGGUGGACGUCCAGAAUGACUUCAUCUCGGGCACGCUGAACAUCAGCAAGUGCAACGCCCAGCAAGAUGGUAGCGAGGUCGUAGAGCCCAUAAACCGACUUCUGGACACCAUCCCGUUCGACUGCGUCUUCUACUCCCUGGACUGGCAUCCGCCAGACCACGUGUCCUUCAUUGACAAUGUGCACCUUCGGGAACUUCACGUUUCCAGCCCUGUUUCAGCAGACAAAGCCGCUGCCCACGACACAGUAGUGUUCGCCGGGCCGCCUCCGAUGCGGCAGAGGCUGUGGCCGCGGCACUGUGUUCAGGAUACCUGGGGCGCUGAGCUACAUCCUGAUCUAAAGGUGGUCGACGGGGCCGUGAAAGUGUACAAAGGCACCAACCCCGAGGUGGACUCGUAUUCCGUGUUCUGGGACAACAAGAAGCUGAGCGACACCACCCUCUCGCACGAGCUGCGCGCGCGCGGCGCCACCGACAUCUACAUCUGCGGCCUCGCGUACGACGUGUGCGUCGGAGCAACAAUCGCGGACGCGCUCGCCAUCGGCUACCGCGCCGUCCUCGUCGACGACGCGUCGCGCGGCGUCGACCUCGCCGACAUCGAGAAAACGAAGAACACCAUCAUCAACAACAAUGGCGUCAUCGUCAAUUCAGACCAGGUGGCAGCCAUGGUGGACGGGCGCGACCGCCGGCCCGAGCUCGGCUACAAGCUGGCCAUGGAGCUCAAGUCCGCGCUGCACGACGCGCCGCAACAGUGAACCCUAUGCGCACCGCACAGAGUACACUUUACACCUACUACACUGAUAUCUUUAGGUAAUGUUUCCUUGUUUACACGUGAUCGUGUCGUUUAAUUUUGCACUCUAUUCUUUUGGAAGAAAGUUAAUUGUACUUUGCUUUUUCCAUCCACAAACAAGUCUUUAAAAGCACGUAAGGUAUAGUUCAGGUCAGGGUUCGGCAUCUUUUGAAGAAAACAGCCAACUGUAGUAGAAAAUCGUCAAUUUUAUGAAUGUCAAUUAAGAAGAUAUUCCACCUGUCCAAUUUCUUUGUCCAAUGUGACUCUCAUUAAGCAAAAUGUGAGAUAAAUAUAUAAGUAAAUAUUUGGGGAUAAUCCUACACAGAUCCUAGCCCCAAUCUAAGCAUAGUUUGUACGUAUAUAGAUAAAUACAUACUUAUAUACAUAGAAAAAAAGGUUUGUUCCUGGUUCGUCGUAUUCCUGUUUCGUCGGAUUCCUGAUUCGCCGUAUUCUUGUUUCGUCGGACUUAUAUACAUAUAAUUAAAUAUGUCGUGCAGUAAACCAGUAUUUACUAAAUAUGAAGAUUUACUGCUUAUGUUUAUGUAUAUAAUUCCGACGAAACAAGAAUACGACGAAAAAGGAAUCCGAUGAAACAGGAGUACGACGGACCAGGAACAAACCGAAAAAAUAUCUGUGUUCAUCACACAAAUAAAUGCCCUUACCAGCAUUGGAACCCGGGACCAUCGGCCACAUAGGCAGGGCACUACCCACUAGACCAGACCGAUCGUCCAAAUACACAUUAGACCAAGAAAUUGGACUGGUUGAAUACCAUCCUAAGCCACAAAAGUUGAUUUGACUAGUUCAAGUCCUAUAAGUGUUCAUUUUUUUGCGUUUGCCGACCACUGAUUUAGGUUUAGCACAAAUGUAUCUAGAUCUACACAGACUUUGCUGUGACAAAGUGGCAGUGCCACCAUAAACGACAAAUUUCUUUAAAACAUGUCCUCUAUAUUAGCUAGCUACACGUCGAAAUCGGUGCUAAGUCAGCUCAGACGGACUUUACCUAUGUUGCCUAACUUAUAUAUAUGUCGACGGCCGGUCGUAAGUUCAGGCAGAACGGGAUAUUCCUAGGCAUAUUGUAAACAUGAAAAUCUUUAUCUCGUUCCCUGAGUCGACGAAGCCCCGCUAGGCGGGGCUCCUAUUUCUAGACAGUUUGUUCUUCGGGCAUCAGAAGCAAACAACUUAUCCUACCUACCUACGAGUAUUGUUUAACAGAUAAGAUAAUUUAUUCCAUAACAAUUUUACAAUCAUGUCGGAAAUAUAUUUAACCUAUAAGUACUAAAAUGAAUCACAAUUCUAUAAAUAACAUGCAUAACUUAAACUAAAAUAUACAAAAUAAAAAAUAUUAAAAAUACAGUCGUAUAAAUGUCA
Messenger RNA from Cydia pomonella (codling moth), 2671 nucleotides. RefSeq lists its product as uncharacterized. Bases 150 to 1268 code for a protein of 372 amino acids. The record is from RefSeq and is a predicted model, not a curated record. Gene Ontology annotation, molecular function: calcium ion binding. The transcript is spliced from 8 exons. Lineage: Eukaryota; Metazoa; Arthropoda; Insecta; Lepidoptera; Tortricidae.